GAAGCACACCGCAGUAGUUCCGCGAGGGGAAGAGAGAGAUCUCUCCGUGUGCCGAAGGAUGGCGUCGCGAUGAUUCGAUCCAAGUCUAGGGUUUGGGAAGAGUUCUUCUGAUCGUUUUUCCUUCUCCCAGUGGACUAGAAGUGUUGUCGGGAAGUGAAAGAAGGAAUAUUGAAGGGCUUUGGCCGGUGUUGACGUCUUCCGAGCAGCGGAUUGGAAUAGUUCUUGUUUGCAGAUGUCUCUGUAUGUGGGUCAUCUCUCUCCUUAUGUUCGACGAGAAGAACUUGAACGGGUUUUUCAGAGUUUUGGACAGUGUAGUGUACAACUGAAAGAUGGAUAUGGAUUUGCAGUCUAUAAAUAUCCAGCAAAUGCAGAGAGAGCUUUGCGAGUGCUGCAAGGCAAGAACAUUUGUGGGGAGCAGAUAUCUCUUAAUUGGUCAAACAGACAGCAUAGGCCUCUUCAAAGACAUGCAAGAAGCACCAGAUUUUAUGAACCUUAUUGUGGAAGGAACUUCAGGGAAGACAAUGAUAGUAUUGGGAUCAGGGGUUCUCAAGGUCGAAGGGAUUUUUCUACUGGUGCAGCUCGUGUCCCAGAUAAUCAUGGACGGCAUCAAUUGGAUAUGACGCCCAAUAACAGGGCCAGCAGCAUGCACGAGGAUAUUAAUGAUAUCAGAGGGGAUGAAGGUGUGAAUUCGAAUGAGAGAGUCAUGGAUGAAGGUGGUACAAUUGAUCUCAAUCCCUUGGAGAACGAUCGAUGGGGUGAACCUAUUAAUGAUACAUUGACCAGUAAUGGAGUUGAGAAUGGAGAUGAGUUUGACCGCCAUGAACCUUAUCAUGGUUACAAUAGAAGCAAUAGGAAUGGAAAUGUUCAGAUAGCUAGCUCUUAUGGCUCUCCACAUCGACGAAGUUCUGAGGAGAAAAGAUGGAUAGAGCAAUCUGUUGGCGAUGAUACCGAUAGGAACUGUGAUAAAUCAAAAACUCAGCAGACCUGCUAUAACUGUGGACUGAUUGGUCACAUAAUGCGUAACUGCCCUCAAGGGGAUGCUCGACGAGAGAAGUUUGGCAAGUUUAAUGACAAGAGAGAUGAAAUAAAUUUCCGAGAUGGAGGGGAGGUAAGGCCGAAGUGGUUCAGACCCAAUUCAUGGGGAAGGUCAGAUGCUAGUAGAGAUCCUUGGAUAUCGAGGCACCAUAUGCGGGUAAGAAAGGAACCUCAUCCCGAUAAAGCUAGAAGAGCAUCCAGGGCAGGUGACAUCUCUCUAGAGCUUAGGGAAAAACGUCGUUCCAAUCUCAGAGGUGAUUCUCAGGCAAAGAAAAGGAACAAGCUGGAACAUGAAGCCCCCAAAAAUGUUGUGAAAAGAAGCAGAAGAAGACGAAGGAGAUCUCGUACCUCAUCACUUUCUUCUGAUUCUUCUACAACUAGUUCACAAUCACAUUCAUGGUCCCGAAGAUUCAUAUCCAAUACUUGCUCUUCUUCACACUCAAGGUCUGCAUCUUCUCGGUCUCAAUCAGCAUCUUCUAGUUCAAGAUCUACUUCUUUGUCAUCCUAUUCUAAAUCUGUAAGUUCUAGAUCCAGAUCAAGGUCAAGGUCAAGGUCAAGCUUUCCUAGAUCAUUGUCUUUGUCUGUCUCAUUGGAACGGAAAUCUAUGCUUUCCCCAAAGAACAACCAAAUGGAUGUUCGCAUGAAUGCCUUUCUGGAGGGCAAUGUGAAGACUGUGAUGAGCCCUGAGUCCAAGCAUUUGGAGAAUGCUAAAACAAAAGUUACAUGCUCAACAGUUGAUAAUGAAAAUGCAAUCACUCCAUGCAAGGAAGAUAAUGAGACUAAUGGCGACCAUAUUGGACAUAACCGUGAUAAUGUGUUAUAUUCUACAUUUGUAGCUGAUUACAAUGAAACCAAUACAUGCACAGAUCUGCAUAAAUAUGAGAAUCAUGGACAGAACAAUGACUCACAAGAAGCUUCAUUUGUAAAGCUGAAUAGGAAUAUUCCUCUUGAAUGUGAGGCAAGCAAGUCUACAAGAAUACCAACACAGGAAAUGUUCUUGGUCCUGCGACAUUAUGGACUGGCAGCACCAGAAGAGGGUUGUCCUCAUAUUUCAAUAGAGGAAUACUUUGGUGCUGCUCGUUUGUGGCCAUGGGAAAUGAUCUACUAUCGUCGUUCGAAGAAGGGUCCCAUUUCUACUGAGAACUAUGUGAGGCGACUUGAGCAAAACAGGGAAUUUGGCAUUGUGGAUAAGUACAUCAGAAGCAGUAGCGGUUGGGGAGAAAGUCAAGAUGAUACAUGACAAUGUUCCUGAUGCUGUCUUGUUCAUUUUUAAGAUGCACGCUGAUUGGCAUUUUUGAUGAUGGCAACUAUUUCAUGCUAAUUUUCUUCUACAAUUUGCUGUCUUCUCCCAUGAUCAGACUGCAACCUGUUGCGAUUGCAAUGGGAAGCAGAAUUGUGGAUGAGAGGAAUUAGACAAGAUUCAGCCCCACCAGUAUCUUGCUCCAAUUCCUGAGGGUGGUUCAUGGAAACAGUGCUAUACAUCAGGGGCAGCAGCUCUUAUCCGAUAUCUUGACCCACCAUUUGGCAUCCAAUUAUAAUCAUAGUGGUUGUGAGCUAAACAACUUGCCUACGUAUUUGUGUUGUUUGUUAUUAUUUAUACUUCCCCCUGCUACGUAUGCAAAAGAAAUGGCAAAGCCUCCAUACUGAUGGGUCAGCUACCAGAAUUGAAAAUAACUGGAUGAUGCAAUUUUCCAGUUUGGGCCCUCAAAUUUAUGUGGUAAAAAUCAGCUACUAGAUUGGAGUACUGCAAGAGCGGGCAUUUGCACAAAAGCCAUAUGUGUGAAGAUGUUAGAAAAUGAUCUUCAAACAUUGCUGGAAAGUAGAUGUCACAUGCGAUGAUUUGGCUUUUGUAAGCCUCUUUUUUUAUUUUUUUAUUUAAAGCGGGUGCUCGCACCACUAUAGUACGAGUACAUCUCAUAAAAUCAGAAAAUAAAAUAUUCUGCGGGGCUCGCGGAUAUGUCUAACCCUCUCGUCAGAUCUAAUCAUCAGUGUGUUCAGCCAUGUAAGAAGCGAUCCCAUCAGCAGUGUGGUUCGCUUCUUGAAAGACAUGUUGAACAAACACCGUGGUAGAGUCACGAAGGAAAGUCCAAAUGUCAUGAAGCCAGAUACCAUCAUACAGUUCCUAAGAAGAAGAGCUUCUCAAGAUGCACACAGCACUCGUCACUCACCAGUGCACCUUCGUCUGUCUGUACGUCAAUUGAUGCUGAUAUUAGAUGCAAACUCAAGCUCAUGUUAUCAAUUUCUUCAUGCGGCACAAAAAUUUCUGUGAAAUGAAUGGUCCAGCUCAGUCCCUUCAAAGGAAGUGGUUGGUGUUUCAUUUGUCUCUACUCUUGCUUGAAAGGAGGGAGGGGGAGAGGGAUUUAGAGUCCACAUCCCUUGGUCUAACAACUCUCAAACUCAUGUCUUUGUUGCUUGAUAAGUUUGUUUUCUAUUUUAAUACAAUAUAUCAAUCUGUUUUUUU
Messenger RNA from Elaeis guineensis (African oil palm), 3496 nucleotides. The record is from RefSeq and is a predicted model, not a curated record. Lineage: Eukaryota; Viridiplantae; Streptophyta; Magnoliopsida; Arecales; Arecaceae.